AUCAACUCUACUGAAAUCUCUAAACUCUCUGUUAGCUGCUGAGAGAGAGAGCGCGCGCUUAGCCAUGGUCGGGAAGAGAGAGAAACCCUAUUAUUCUCGUCAAAUAUCAUCUUCACUAGCUAAAAGAUUAAAACCAGCACCACCACCUUACGAAUCUUCAGAACCAGCUGCUGCUGAGAGUAAUGAUGAAAUACAAUUAGAUGAACAAUUUAACAAACCCACAUCUCAGAAUUCAUCAAUGGUUGUUGUACACAACUUAUCUCACGAUUGUUCUGUUCUAAAUCUCAAAUCUCGACUUGAAAUCUACGGUUCAAUUUCAAGGAUUCGUAUUGAUCAUGGUGUUGGUUACGUUACGUUUCGGUCUAGAGAUUCUGCCGAGGCUUCUGUUAUUGCUUCUUUGGAUCCUGAAUUGGGUAUUACUAUUGAUUCUCAACAGGUCGUGGUAUCUUGGUCAAACAAUCAUUCUCCUAGUUGGAGGGAAGGAGUUGAAAAGAAAUCUCCUACAUCCAGGUUGCUGCGUCCUGAAAUACCUCUUAGAAAACAUGGUAGAGGUAAUAAGCUAAAUAGUAGUAGUAAUACUACAAGAAAUCCUAGAGACGCACCAGACUUGCCUUUCAAAGGACGAGAGAUCAUUGCUUAUGACGAUCUACUUUGAGAAGAAAUCGAGUUCUUCUUUGUAGAAGCUGGAGGAAUCCAACUCAGGGCUGUGCUGGUAGAAGUCACUAGUCAUGAUGCAGCGGUUCAAGCAGAACUGCUUCCUCUGUGACUGCAUUGUUAAGUUAAUGAAAAAAUGUCGUGUAACUAAUGUUUUCUUUUCAUUGCACACUUUGCUGCUGAAACUUGUGUUUCUUGUCAGUUUCCUUUCGUGUUGUAAUCAUGUUUGAGUAGAUAAUGUACCAAUGUACCAUUAAAUGUUAGUUCCAAAAACUAACAUAAAACUGUGGCAAUGAACCAAGUCAGUUGGAUAAUAUAGGGGUUGUGGUUGAGCUCUUAA
This is a messenger RNA of Papaver somniferum (opium poppy), 994 nucleotides long. RefSeq lists its product as uncharacterized. The transcript is spliced from 2 exons. Gene Ontology annotation, molecular function: RNA binding. The record is from RefSeq and is a predicted model, not a curated record. The coding region runs from base 65 to 655 and encodes 196 amino acids. Lineage: Eukaryota; Viridiplantae; Streptophyta; Magnoliopsida; Ranunculales; Papaveraceae.